AUGUACAUUCUUUUCAAUGGGAAAAUCGACACCAGUUCCUCUCAUUUGCAGCCUGUGGUACGUCAUGCAGCUGCAGCACUGGAUCCAGUAGAUCUAGCUCCAGAAGAAGAGAAUAGAGAUACCAGUACUAGUAAAUAUGAUGAUAUUGCAAACCAGUUGAGCAAACAAAAAAUAAGGAGAAACAGUUUAGCCUAUGUUAUAUUCCUAAGCCACCUCCUCCCUCCUAUCAAGAAUAUUACCAGAAUCCCUACACCAUCAAGUGAAAUGUUUCUCAACUAUAUUGCACCGGUGGGACUCCCAGUGAUAUUCACUGACAUGCUUUCAGGCACGAAACUGGAUGACUGGUCGUGGGAGAUGGUGAAACAAAAAUGGGGCGAACACGUUUUUCAUAAUGCACGUCAAGGUAACUAUUCGUCAAAAGUAAACAGGCUAGGAAAGCAUGGCAUUAACAGGGUUUCUGUAAGGCUCUCUCGUUUUAUUGACCUUGUUACGGGUGCAAGUCAACCCAAUGAACAUGAAAAAGGUCUCUAUAUAACUAAACAAAAGGUUUUACCGCCAAAUGCACUGGACGAAGAGUUUCAUUAUCCACCUUUCUAUCCUGGAAACCAUCAGCAUUGCUUCUUAGAGCCAACAGGAUGGAUAGGAGCUAGUGGCACGUUUACUCAAGGGCACAUUGACAGUAAAGACAACUUUGUCUAUCAGUUGAUUGGACAAAAGCAGUGGACAAUAUUUUCACCAAAGGACUACCAGUACUUAUACUACACAAAGGCCGAGAGAGGCUCCUUAGAAUGGAGCAAGAUCCUAAAUAAUAGAGAUGAGCCAGACUCUGAAAUGUAUCCUCUGUAUGCAAAAACGCAUCCAAUACAGUUCACAAUGCAAGCUGGUGAAGUAUUAUACCUGCCACGAGGUUGGACUCACUUUGUAGUGAACUUGACACCAUCACUGAUGAUAAAUACAUGGAGAAGAGGCCCUGCUGCAAUAACAGAAUUGUGGAAUGAAAAGAACAGAAGAGAAAUCAGAAGACUUUGCUAUUAG
Messenger RNA from Amphimedon queenslandica, 1035 nucleotides. Its product is annotated as tRNA wybutosine-synthesizing protein 5-like. The record is from RefSeq and is a predicted model, not a curated record. Bases 1 to 1035 code for a protein of 344 amino acids. NCBI's taxonomy places the organism in Eukaryota, Metazoa, Porifera, Demospongiae, Haplosclerida, Niphatidae. The transcript is spliced from 2 exons.